AUGGUACCCGUUUGUGUGAGUUUCCACUCCCCGCUUCCUAAUUUUGGCACCAAAGAAGGGAGACUAGGUAGAGGCUACGAUGCUGGAAGGUGUGGGCUGCAGAAAGAUAAGCUUGGGCCAGAGAAGAUGAUAGGCAAGUCCGACGACAGAGAAUGGUCUGGAGUAGGAGCAACAUGGGCCUUGUUAAACGAAAAAGAAAAUUCAUCAAAUAACACAUGA
Messenger RNA from Prunus armeniaca (apricot), 219 nucleotides. NCBI's taxonomy places the organism in Eukaryota, Viridiplantae, Streptophyta, Magnoliopsida, Rosales, Rosaceae. The record is from the annotation of a GenBank genome assembly.